Messenger RNA from Trypanosoma cruzi, 1608 nucleotides. RefSeq lists its product as uncharacterized. NCBI's taxonomy places the organism in Eukaryota, Euglenozoa, Kinetoplastea, Trypanosomatida, Trypanosomatidae. The transcript has a single exon. Bases 1 to 1608 code for a protein of 535 amino acids. The record is from RefSeq and is a predicted model, not a curated record. Gene Ontology annotation, cellular component: cytoplasm; nucleoplasm. Gene Ontology annotation, biological process: box H/ACA snoRNP assembly.
AUGUUGACUCCGAUAUUUGUUUGCGAGCAGAAUGAGUCUUUUGUUAUUGUUUCCAUAACGCUGUCGGCUCUCUGCAAAGUGACAACAGCUGUAUUCAGCAUACUGGAUCAUCAGUUUACGUUUCACUGUGCCCCAUAUUACCUACGGCUGAAGUUUGAUCAGCGCAUUGCGGAGGGACGUGGUGAGAGGGCGACGUACACCGUUGAUACCAAUGUAUUGACUGUGUACAUCCCGAAGGAGCACAGGGACGAGGUGUUUACGCACCUGGACAACCCUGGCUAUCUCAUAGCCACUGAUAAAGAACGCCAGCAGCUGGUCCAGUGUGUGGGAGGCGGUGAAUUGCAAGGGGAGGAUUCCAUGGCACCCGAUGAAGAUGAAACCGAAUUCCGUCAGCAGCUACCUUCUGCCUGUGGGGUAGAAGAUGGCUGUGCGGAUUACGGCUUUGCAGGAAGUUUUUCGGGGAUGUUUGCCUCACUCGAUUCUGACAUCACUGCGGAAGUGCUUGAUUUACCGCGUAACCCGGACGAGACAACAGGGGUCGAGCGGCGUCAGCUUCGCUUGCAGUCGGAGAACAGCGACUUUGAUGAGGACGCUCUUCUCUUAAGUUUUGAAGAUGCCGAUGGCGAAGUGCAGCGUUUGUUGCGUUACGUGCCACGACAUCGUCUGGACUACUUUGCCGCUCUGGAUGCGGAGGGGGUGCGAUACGUGGUCCCGUCAGCACCAAUGGAAGAAACCACCAAUAAUUAUACUACGGCGACGGAGGAAGACGACAAUGGUAAGGGUGUGCUUGAGGAGGAAGAAGAGGUGUUGCCGAUGUCCACUGGUGUUGUGGAUCUGUGGGCCGGAAAUAUUGCGGAGUUUAAGCGACCUCUUGUCGAGGAGAUUUCGCAACCGACAGAAAAUGAAGUGGACAUGCCAAUCGGGGUCUCAAGCACUAACGUUUCAGCGCUUCCUACCGGAUCCCUUGCCGUGCCGCAACAACGGCCUCGUGCCUUAUUUUCUUCCGAAGAACAUGGGGUGUUGAUGAAAAUUCGACCACCACGUUUGUUAUUUCCACCAAGUUCGUUGGUUGUUGACGCGCUCACAGUGGACAUACUUUUUUCAGAGGCCUAUGAUGACAUUGUGACGGAAGGAACCGGCUGUAGUGAGUCACUGUGGAAUAUCUGCAAGCUGAGUCCGGCUCUCUCGUGGCUGGACCCAGCGGAGAAUGUGUAUGACGCCUGUAUUUUUUUUGCACGUCGGGCUCUUAUCUAUCCAUUGCAUCGUAAUUUUGCUCUCAUUCAGCGCGUCUUUUCCUCGGUUGGGGUUCGGCUGCUUUUGGGCAAGUCGUACGUCAUAAAGGCUUUUCUGCGUGUGCGCGCUAUCCUUGCUCACGCCGAGCACCGUCACGUUCUUGUCACUCUCUUUCUGAAUCCUCUUAUUGGCUACUGGCUGGGUGUUGAGGACGCGGAGGAGCGUUUACUUCGGCUUGCGUUGGAGCUGCAUGCGCAUGUCACCCGUGUGGAAGCUGAGAUGGAAAGGCCUCUUCCCACCUCGUCGCUACUCGUGCAAAAGAAGAGGCAACUGCUCCCGCUGCACUUGCUUAACCUUGGCCUACCCAUUUCCUGA